Pimephales promelas (fathead minnow) is the source of this 2934-nucleotide messenger RNA. It is a transcript of the gene chadla, whose product is annotated as chondroadherin like a. Gene Ontology annotation, cellular component: plasma membrane. Gene Ontology annotation, molecular function: protein binding; transmembrane signaling receptor activity. The record is from RefSeq and is a predicted model, not a curated record. NCBI's taxonomy places the organism in Eukaryota, Metazoa, Chordata, Actinopteri, Cypriniformes, Leuciscidae. Gene Ontology annotation, biological process: toll-like receptor signaling pathway; immune response.
UCAGUCGUCCAAUAGAUGAUCAUUCAUUACGUUUUGACACUGACGUCUGCGUUUCUCCGACGCGCCGCCUCUUCUCUCCUCUUUUGCGCUCAUCCCACUGACUGAACCCAACGCUUUCUAUUUAUCGAUCUAUCACAGUGGGCCAUUGCAAUGCAUAGAUGCAGGUUUUGCGUCGUGUUUAGUUGUAAGUUGAAAAGCCUGUAAUGGAAUUUAACACAAGAAAUUUUUUUACUCAUCACUGUCAAGUUCAGAAGGGCUUGAGUUUGAAGUUGAUCAGCUACUGAUCCCAUAACUUUUACCAUCUUGUAGCUACAUAACUCGAAAGGAUUUAGGAAAAAUCACUAAGCAAGUGUUUUAUUAUCAGAGCCCUUCAGUUGGAGAAGGCCACUGCCAUGAUGCUGACAGUCGCAUGUCUGCUUCUGUUUCUGAUGAGCUCUGUGCCUGCGGGUCAGACUGUGAAGUGUCCAGCCAUCUGUGUCUGUGACAACACAAAGCUCACUGUGACGUGCGUAGGGAAGAACCUCUCACACGUUCCACCUACUAUAAACGAGAUCACAGUGAAAUUGGACCUGAAGAGGAAUAAUUUUAGGGAACUGGCUAAAAGUGCUUUCAAACACACCCCCUACUUGACCCAGUUGAACCUGCAGGGAUGCAGUAUCCAUUCUGUACGAGAGGGGGCGUUCAGGGGACUUUCUCGUUUGGUGCAGCUUGACCUCACUAACAACAACAUUGACAUCCUCUACCAGGAAACAUUUGAUGGUUUAGCAUCAUUGAAGCAGUUGUAUUUAGACCGGAACCGCAUUGAAGAGAUCCACCCUGGGGCCUUUGCUGCGUUAAACUCUUUAAACCUGCUCUCCCUCACUCAUAACCAGCUGGUGUACCUCCCCAACAUGGCAUUCCAGGGAAUGUUAAAUAUCCAGUUGUUGCGUUUGAGUUAUAACUCCCUAAAUAAUCUUGCGACAGAAGCCUUUGCUGGUCUUCUUGCACUUACGCAUUUAAACCUGGACCAUAAUGAACUCCAGUACUUUCCUUCCAAAACCAUGACCAGAUUAGUGGAGUUGACUCAUCUAGAUCUGAGUUUUAACCCCAUGACAUAUCUGGUGGAGGAGAGCGUGUCAAUGCCAAAACUCACACAUCUGUCUUUGAACCACAUGGCCCUGCAUGACCUGUCUGAGUCAGCUCUGUCUCUGUCUCCCUUUAUCUCUCAAGUGGACCUGAGCUACAACCAGCUCCCUUACAUACAGGCCCUCACAGGGCCCUCGCGGAUCACCAGCCUUAACCUCACUGGGAACCCCAUCAGAUGUACAUGUUUACUACAAGGGCUGAAGACAUGGGCGCUGAGCUCAGGAAUUAAGCUCUACGGGGCCUGUGCUUGGCCGCCACACCUCUCAGAUGAACCUCUAGAAAAUGUUCAAGAACAAGAUCUCCGCUGCAGACCACAGCAUGAGUUGAAGCUGGAUGUGACUGAAGAAGAUGGAGUGCGGGAGAAGACCGUGCCAACAGCCAAGCCAAAGAAAAAGAUCAAAUGCCCAAUAAACUGCCAGUGUGAGGCUGCAGCUCAGCACGCUACAUGUGAGCACCGUGGUCACACUAAAGUGCCCACUGGUUUCGCUAGCAACACUCUUCUGCUUGACAUGCGUGGCAACCAUUUUCAUUAUCUACCAAGCAAGAGUUUCCCCGGCAUCCCCAAGGUGGUGUCCCUUCAUCUGGACGGCUGUAAGAUCCAUGAGAUUGAAGGUGGAGCUUUCCGGGGCAUGAAGGGGUUAAUGUACCUCUACCUGUCCGACAACCAGCUCUCCUCCCUGGAUGCAAAAGCCUUUGAAGGUGCCCAUGAGAUCAUGUACCUUCACCUAGAAGGCAAUAAGCUCACUCAGUUUCCUUCUUCAGCUGCACUAGCUCACAUUCCCAAACUCCUGGAGCUGCAUCUGGAGAGAAACCUCAUAGCUAAACUAGAGCCUUCAGGGCUCCUUUCCACAGUUCCUCAGCUGACAGGCCUCUACCUCAACAAUAACACCAUCACAACCAUAGUGCCAAAAGCUCUGGAUCCAGCACCCAAGCUGGACCUCCUUCAUCUAGGAGACAAUGUUCUAACGGAAGUGCCGAGUGAUGCCCUAGGCCACGCCCCUCUUUUAACUGAGAUCCGCCUCUCAGGGAAUCCGAUUCGCUGGAUCGGGCCAAAAGCAUUCCGGGCGGUGGCUGAAAGUCUAAAGCACCUGUACAUUGAUAACAUGGGUAUUCAAAAGAUGAGCGUGAGGUCUCUGGCAGGGUUUGGUCCUGGUCUGCUGUCUUUGUCUCUGGAAGGGAAUCAGUUAGAGGAGAUGCCUGACCUUUCACCUCUCACUGGCCUUCAAAACCUCACCCUCAACAAAAAUCCGCUAAUGUGUGACUGCAAAUUGCUACCAUUUUAUAGGUGGUUGGAAAAUGUGAGUCUGAAGGUUGAGGCUGUGUGUGGUUACCCACCUGAGCUGCGAGGCCAGUCCGUGCAAGAGGCAGUCAUCUUUAAGAACUGCUCUAAAGAAAAUAAUCAUUCCUUCAAUGAGACCUCCAUCCCUACCACAGCUCCUAAACCCAACAAACCCAAACCCAUGCAGACCAAAGUAAAGGCCAGACCCAUAUCAUCUGAACCUAAUCCUAAACCAACAAAGACCAAAUUUACAGCGGCACCUAAGAAAAAGGAGUCUAAUGAACUCAAGCCUGUGCAAGCCCUGAAAACAUCCAGGCCAAACAAGAAAAAAAGAGGAAGGCAACCAAGGAUUAAAUUAUCAAGGAAAUAAGCAAUUGGGUUUUUUUUUAAUUUAAAAUAGCAGCAGUUAAUUACUGUUUGGUUGUAUUGCUGUUGAUUUGGUUCAAAGUAAAGCUAAAGAUCACCACUGUAUUCUGUGUUUACAUCCACUUACCAUUAUUGUGCAAUUUGAUUUAGGACAGAACUAAAUA